AUGGAUGAAUUAGAACGUCGACGAAUUGAAGCGUUCAUUGACGAUUUCGAUGAUAAUGAAGAUAUUUGGGGAGGGAACUCAAGUGACGAAGAAGAGGAUAAUGUUGAAAUGUUACAAAAAGAUCAUAACACUGAUACUGAACAAUCCGAUAUUUCUGAUGAAGAAAACUCAGAAGAGGCAGAAUAUAAUUUCGUAGAUAAUGCGAUUAUAAACGAUGAUAAUUACCAUGAAUCAGAUGAUGAGUUACCACUUAGCAUGAGAAUGUUGCCAUACUAUAUUGGGAAAGAUGGAACUAGGUGGAAUAAACGUGCGCCAAACCAGAGAGUUCGCACGUCUAAAAAAAAUUAUGUUACGGAAAAAUCAGGUGUUUCUCCAACUAUUAGAAACAAAACAAAUAUUCUUGAAUGCUGGCAAGUGUUUUUUACAAAACCCAUGUUAGAUACAAUAGUAAAUUGCACCAAUAUAUAUAUAUCAAAGGCACGUGCAAGUUAUAGUCGCGAACGUGAUGCAUCGGAUACCGACUACAAAGAAAUAAAAGCAUUGAUUGGAAUUUUAUACAUGACGGGGGCUAUGAAAUGUUCUCAUAGAAGUUCGGAAGAUUUGUGGCAAAGUGAUGGAACCGGAGCAGAUCUAUUUGCUUGCGUAAUGUCAGAAAGACGAUUUCGAUUUUUAUUACGAUGUAUAAGGUUUGAUGAUAUUCGUGGGCGUACUCAAAGAAAAGAAAUAGAUAAGAUUACACAUAUUCGGUGGAUUUUUGAAAAUUUUGUCAGUAACUGUAAGAAAUCAUAUUCAAUAUCAGAAUACGCAUGUGUUGAUGAAAAGCUACAAUCAUUUCGUGGUCGAUGCUCAUUUCGGCAGUACAUCCCUAACAAGCCAGCCAAGUACGGCAUUAAAAUUUUCGCGUUGUGUGACAAUGUUACAUAUUAUACUAGUAAUUUAGAAAUUUAUGCAGGCAAGCAGCCAGAUGGCCCAUUUUCAAUCGACAAUUCUGCAAGUGAAGUAGUAAAACGGUUAGUGUCUCCAAUAUCUAAAACUGGUAGAAAUAUAACGGCAGAUAAUUGGUUUGCGAGUGUAUCAUUAGCUGAAGAACUUUUGAAAAAUCAUAAUCUUACAUUAGUAGCUACAAUAAAGAAAAAUAAAAGAGAGAUUCCAAAAGAAUUUCUUGUUACUAAAAAUAGGGAACUUUGUUCUUCUUACUUCGGAUUUCAGAACAACAUGUCAAUAGUAUCAUAUAUGCCGAAAAAAAAUAAAAUUGUACUAGUUUUGUCAACAAUGCAUAGUAGUAAAACUAUAGAUGAAAGUUCAGGCUUAGCAAAAAAACCAGAAAUUAUAACAUUUUAUAAUGCCACAAAAGGUGCAGUUGAUAAUAUGGACAGGAUGACAGAAAACUAUACAGUAGCAAGACGGAGUAAUAGAUGGCCACUUACAGUAUUUUAUUCAAUUUUGAAUAUCGGUGCGGUAAAUGCUCAAGUUAUAUAUCACGAAAACAGUCAAGCUAAAUACACUCGUCUUCAAUUUUUAAAAAUAUUAGCAAAACAGCUAAUGGAUGAACAGUUACAAUAUCGUGCAACAAUACUUUCACUUCCAAAAAAUAUUAAAACGCGACUAAAUAUUUAUGGUUACAAACCAACAUUACAAGUAGGUGAGCAACGGGUAAGAGCGUCAGGAAGAUGUCAAUUUUGUGACCGCCAACGUGACAGAAAAACUACAAAAGUAUGCACUAACUGUGCAAAACUUAUAUGCAGAGACCACUUAGUAGAAGUAUGUCCAGAGUGUUUCAGUGAGAUGUAA
Macrosiphum euphorbiae (potato aphid) is the source of this 1791-nucleotide messenger RNA. NCBI's taxonomy places the organism in Eukaryota, Metazoa, Arthropoda, Insecta, Hemiptera, Aphididae. The record is from the annotation of a GenBank genome assembly.